Messenger RNA from Leptonychotes weddellii (Weddell seal), 2649 nucleotides. The record is from RefSeq and is a predicted model, not a curated record. Lineage: Eukaryota; Metazoa; Chordata; Mammalia; Carnivora; Phocidae.
ACAUACAGGAAUCAGGAACGGUUUCCUCCUCGUCCUCCUCCUCCGUCCGUGCCCACAAUCACGCCACCUCCAAGGAAAUAGGGAGCUGGUUACCUGAGCGGAACUGCUGUCUGGACCAAGACUUCAGUACGUAGGCUUCUGGUCACGUGAGGCUACGUCACUGUCUGUCCUUAGGAUGAAGCUUUCACUGAACUGAAGGAAGAGGAAACAGCCCUGAAUCCUUGGAGGUCUGUCUGAAUUGGGGGCCCUGCACAAGUACAAGCCUGGUGGAAAAAAGUUAACUGCUCCUGCUCCCAGCAGGUCGUGCUCGGCUUGCAGCCUGGGGAAAACCUGUGAGCCUGAGUGGAAGUGCCUCGCCCAGACGUGCACACAUCCCGUUUAGGCAAGCCAGCUCCACGCCCUGGAUCAGAGAAUUACUCCAGCUGCACCAUGAGCCGAGUUCGAGACGCUGGCUGCGUCGCGGCCGGGAUAGUGAUUGGAGCUAGUGCCUGGUACUGUGUCUACAAAUAUGCCAGGGGAAGAAACCAGACAAAGAAGAGAAUGGCCAAGCCCAAGACCAGGGCUGUGGCUGGGACUGGAGCCAGGGCUAGAGCCGGACUAAGGGCCGGAUUCACCAUUGACCUGGGGCCGGGAUUCGGUCCUCCAACCCCAGUCCGCACUCAGGCAGAGGACAGGGCCCAGGAUGAAGCCUCUGCUCUGGACGCAGCUGGCGCUGAGGCAGUGGCCCCAGCUGCACCCAGUGCUGAGGCUCAGAGUGGGGCCGGAAAUCAGGUCCAGGAGGCAGAAGGGUCAGGGGUUGGGCCUAAGGCUGAACCAGUCGCCGGGGCCACAGCGGCUUCCUCAAUGGCAUCACCCCCCGGGGAGGCAGAGGCUUCCGUGGCUGCAGAGGCCCCCACAGUGGCAAGGGCUCCCAAGCUGCCGGAAGCCCCUGGCACAGCAGAGGCCCCCGGGGGGCCCGCGGUGCCUCCCGGGGCGCCAGCGCCUACCGAGGCGGCAGCAGCUGCAGAGGCUGCGGAGGCUCCUGUACCCGCAACCCCUCCUGCCGCGCCAGUGCCUUCUGGGGCUGCAGAGGCUCCUGGGACUUCAGGAUCCCCCAGAACAGCAGCACCCUCCAAGAAAGCGACCCCUGGGGCUCAUACCGGCGCUAUACCCAAGGCUGGGUCAGCGACUGGAGCUGUACCCAAAGGUGGAGCCAAGGGAACCAGGUCUCGGACUGGGGGCAAGGGCAAGGGCAAGAAAAACAAGGUGGAAGUAGAUGAACUGGGGCUGGGCUUCCGCCCUGGGGAUGGGGCUGCAGCGGCUGCUGCAGCCUCUGCUAAUGGGGGACAGGCUUUCCUGGCAGAGGUCCCCGAUUCUGAGGAAGGGGAGUCCGGGUGGACUGACACAGAGUCGGAGUCAGACUCUGAGCCUGAAACCCAGCAGAGAGGGAGAGGGAGGAGACCUGUUCCCAUGCAGAAGCGCCCCUUUCCUUAUGAAAUAGAUGAGAUUCUCGGUGUCCGAGACCUCAGGAAAGUCCUUGCUUUGCUUCAGAAAUCGGAUGAUCCUUUCAUCCAACAGGUAGCUUUGCUCACUCUGAGCAACAAUGCCAAUUAUUCAUGCAACCAAGACACAAUUCGCAAAUUGGGAGGCCUCCCAAUUAUUGCAAACAUGAUCAACAAAACUGAUCCCCACAUUAAGGAAAAAGCCUUAAUGGCCAUGAAUAACCUGAGUGAGAACUAUGAAAAUCAGGGCCGACUUCAGGUAUACAUGAAUAAAGUGAUGGAUGAUAUCAUGGCCUCCAAUUUGAACUCAGCAGUACAGGUAGUUGGACUAAAAUUUUUAACAAACAUGACUAUUACCAAUGACUACCAGCACCUGCUUGUUAACUCCAUUGCAAACUUUUUCCGUUUGCUAUCUCAGGGAGGUGGAAAAAUCAAGGUUGAGAUUUUGAAAAUACUUUCGAAUUUUGCUGAAAAUCCAGAUAUGUUAAAAAAACUGCUCAGCACCCAAGUGCCAUCGUCCUUUAGUUCCCUUUAUAAUUCUUAUGUGGAAUCAGAAAUUCUUAUUAAUGCCCUUACUCUGUUUGAGAUCAUCUAUGACAAUCUCAGAGCAGAAGUAUUCAACUACAGAGAAUUCAAUAAAGGUUCCCUGUUUUACUUAUGCACUACAUCUGGAGUCUGCGUUAAGAAAAUUCGAGCCUUAGCCGAUCACCAUGACCUCUUGGUGAAAGUGAAGGUUAUAAAACUAGUGGACAAAUUCUGAUUGGCUAUGUGCUCUCAAAAGACUUGAAGAAAUUUCUUGAUUUUCCAGUCUGGAAGCAAUGAAAAUUGAAAGUUACUGCUUUUCCACUUGUUCAUGUAAUAAAGGGAUCCUUUCAGCUGCCAGUUUUGAAUAAUGUAUCAUCCAGAAUGAUGUUAUCUGUGACAGUCUCCAGCUUUAAGCUGAACCAUUUUAUGAAUACCAAAUAAAUAGUCCUCUUGUACUGAAAACACAUUUGUGACUUUAAUCGUGCUGCUCGAAUGGAAAUAUUUUUACUGGUUCCUCUAUGUGAACUGACAGUGAACCUGUCCAUCGAAAUAGCCUACACUUCUGUCAUUUGUUUUGACUUGAAUUUAUCCACCAAAGACUUCAUUUGUGUAUCAUCAAUAAAGUUGUAUGUUUUGACCGACA